Molecule: messenger RNA, 4837 nt
Organism: Ctenocephalides felis (cat flea)
Lineage: Eukaryota; Metazoa; Arthropoda; Insecta; Siphonaptera; Pulicidae
Exons: 20
Coding region: 206-4777 (1523 amino acids)
Biological process (GO): regulation of DNA-templated transcription
Cellular component (GO): nucleus
Molecular function (GO): transcription coregulator activity
Source: RefSeq, a predicted model, not a curated record
CUUUAUUUAUUAUCUCUGGAUGACAGUAGAGUCCAGACGAAGAACUGUCAGUUAUAAAACAUUUAUUGUACUAUAUAUCAUAUUUUAUUUCAUUGUUUUAUAGUUGUGUAUAGAUAUUUAAUUCGAAAUAUCUAGAAAUGUUUAUUUCAUUUUAUAUCACAUAGUUCAUAAUGAAGAGAAAAAGUUAAAAUAUCAAAAUAUCAAAAUGGCUAAGGAUUUGGAUAAAGAUUCUUUAUCGAGUGGCGACAAAAAUUCAAACGACAAACCACAAAAAACAUCUCGGAGUGUCAAAAUCAUAAAGCAUGCUAAAGCUAAUAAAAGGGCCAGCGACAGUGUUAAAAGUGAGAACAAAUUAGAGAAUUGUCUACAAGUUCUUAAAAUCAAUAAUCAGUUAGAACAAGCAGCAGCUAAAAAUAAUUUGACAGCAGCUAAUGUUCGCAAAAUAUUAAAACGUGUUGUGUCUAAUGAACAUGUUUUGGCUAUUGUGAAGUUAAAAGAGUCGGAGAAAGAUAAUGAAGAAUCUGAAGGAAAGAAUGCGAAUGACUUACUUAAUAUUACACCACUUACUCGUUCUAAAGUGAAAGAGCUUCAACAAAAGGAUUUGCCUGUUGCAUGGCCAAUACCAGUUGUCAGUCCCGUUCAACCUACUACUACGCCUGAAGUAGCCGCUCUCAUAAACGAGGAACUGCCAGAUGAUUCUUCUGACGAGGAAUAUAAACCGUAUGACGAUAAUGUAAGCGAUGAUGAAAAAGAAUCUGCUGCAACUGCUAGUGAUGUUGAAUCAACUUUGAAUGUGUCUGCAAAUACGUCACAAGAUGUUGAUGUAUCGGCUGCGGAUUGCGAUACUAAUUGCACUAAUAACAGUUUGUUCAAAGUUCCUCAGACUUCUUCUAUUGAUGAUGAAACUAUUGCAUUAAGAACUCGAUCUAAGUUAUGUUUGAGCAGCACACAUAUAGAGACUAUAGAGAAAGCAUUUAUUCCACCUGACAUUACCAGUGAUAUGUAUGAUUGUGAUGACGUCGAUGGAGUGUGGAAAGAUUUUUUACACGAAUUUACGGAGCCUUUACGUCAACAUCAAGAAGAUGAUGAAGAAACUGAUCCUGAAUAUAAUGCACAAGUGGAAGAUAUUCCAGUUGAUAAAGAGGAGUUAAGAGAAGAUCAAGAAGUUACUGUCUCAAGAAGGGAAUUGAGUGAUCUAGUUGCAGAGUUAUUGGAUAUGAAUUCAUUACCAGAUAUGAACUCCUUUUGCAACACAAUUGAAAAUCCAAUUCAAAAUGUUGAUGAAAACCAAUAUCUUACCAUGAAUGAAAAUGAAAUCAUUUCUUGUGAAACCCAAACAGAUGAGGCAUCUUUUCCAACUGAAGGUGGGGAAGCGGAUCAAAGUAUUCAAACAAUUACAAUUGAAGUUAUCGAUAAUCUUGAUUUGACAAAUUCUGUCAUGACAACAACACAACGUUUAAUACUUGCUCAGCAGCUAAGACAACAUGUGCAAUUAAGCACACAACAUUUUUUACAACUUUAUGGACAUCCUGAGUUGUGGGCUCUUGCUGACAUUUGCAAACAAAAUUUGCAUAAUCUUGCUGAUACUAAUUCUGGGGAAACCAUACUAUCAACGCACAAUUUAAAACCUGCAUUAGAGCUUUGUGAAUCUUGGCAAUCAAGACUUUCGAAGGACAAUGAAGAAACUAAAAAUAUAUUUAGAUUUAUAGAAAACGAGAUUAAUAAAUCGAGAGCAAAUAAGUUAAGUCACAAUAGAUACUACAGUAAGUUUCCUCCCGAAAUGAUGGAUGUCAUUUGUGAUAGUAAAGUAUUUAUUUACCCAGAAUUAUUGCCAAAAAUACCCUUUCGGUUAGAUUUGAGCAAUGGUGGUGUAAAGGAAUUCUUACUUUCUGAGCAACAGGUGGUAGCCAUCGAAUUACAUUUAUUUUAUAAAUACAUGCAAAAUAAUCCCCAACUAUAUAAAAAAGGACCAAGGCGAAAUUAUAGUUUGUUCAAUGCUGUACAACUUAUAGAAGAAUAUUUAAAGAAUGGUCGAAGUGCUAAAACAUUAUAUCGCCAAAUAAGAAACAGAUUAGUUAAAUCAAAGAAAGAUAACCCAAUCAAGUAUUAUUUUCGCCAUAAUAAACCACCUCCUACAGAACAUAUUUUACUUCCGUUUGAUCCAGAUUUAAUAGCAACUCCUCGGAAACAGCCAGUUGAUAAGUUACAUUAUAUUUGGAGGACUCAUAUCUUGAAACCUCCUGUAGAAGUAAAAAAGAAGAAAACUUCAUCUAGUUUUGUGCAACACCCUAUAAAAAUUACUCCACACAAAUUCAAUGAGUCAGAUAAUUUAUAUAAAGUUGAAGUAGGACAGUCAUUUUCUGAGGACGUAACAAUUAUUUCGGAUAAGUUAUCAGAAACUAUUAACAUUAUAGAUAAUAAUAAUUCAUUAUCAGUGUGUGAUGAAUCUGUGAAUCCUCCAUCUAAUAGCAUGCCGCUUCUAUUUGCAUCACCUGGUGCUAAGAAUUCAAACUCAAACUCAUCACCAGUCACACCACAAUCAACAAAAAAUGGAUUCUCAUCAAUGCCAAUGAUUACUUACAUCUCAACUCCAAUCAAUAAUUUAAUUUUUACAUCAUCUCAGCAAUCCAUGGAUCAUAUAUCAAAGAAUGAAGACAUCGCAAAAAAUAAUUUGGGCUUUCAUAUUAGAGAUCAGAUUUCUCCAAUUUUAAAGAAUGACGCAACGAAUAAUACAUUUUUGAAGAUAGUUAAUGUUGAAUCAUUACGAUGUGAAUGUGGAAAACCAUCCACAAAAAAGAUUUGUAGUAAACAAAAAUUGUUAACAGAUUAUUUCACACCAGUGCAAAAAGACUUAUCUAGUGAUAGUGAAAAUCAUAAAAGUAGCAGUUUUCAAGUAAUAUGUAAACUUAAAUUUUACAUUAAAAGUUACUUCAAGAGUCUUCUGAAUAAUAUAUACUUAGUAUAUAAUGUGAACCAUAGUAAAAAAUGUAUCAAGAGAGCAUUUGUUCAUAUACUCACAUUGGAUUACUUUUUUUCAAUAUACUUUCCAAAAAUGCUGCCAUUGGUAUCAAACUUCUUGAAUUUACAAGAUAUUAAAAGCUCUCCAUUUACGAGUUCAGAUGAAAUGAUUACCGAUACUAUUUUAGGUGAUCAUGAUAAAUCUAAUAAUUAUUUGGCUGAUGCAGAGAUUUGCCAUUUGAAAAAGAAGCCUGAACAACGGUCAUUUGUCAACCUACCCACAACAAAAUCAGAUGGGUCAAUUCUUCAUAAUUUUCCACUAAUUGAGAAUGUGUUGUCUCCAGAAUAUGAUACUGUAAAUGUUUAUUAUGAACAUGUAAAGAAUCAUUUAUGUACUAAAAAUCCUAAUGAUUUAAAUAGAUUUCACGAAAUUGUGAUGACGGUGAAUUCUAAUGAUAACCCUUCAGAAUUCUAUAAAAAAUUGGAGACAAUAUUUCUUCCUACUUAUCCACAUCUAUUGAAAGAAUUUCUUGUGCUACUUUUACCCAAUAAAGCAGAAAGAAUUUUAAAGUUUAUGGAGAUAUGUUUAAAUUCCAAUAUGGAUGAAUUUGUUGAAAUAACCACUAACUACUUGUCAGAACAUUCAACACAAUUUAAAAAAAUCUAUAUAGCUUUAUCUGAGUUAUCGGAUAUACCAGAUGUAUCACUAUGUGACGUAAUAUCUUCAGUAUUACCAUUAGUGAAAGAAAAUGCAGUAUUGAAAAAAUGGUUUUUACAGCUUUUUCCAUGCGAAAUGUUGGCAGAAAGUGAUAUAAUUGAUGAUCUACAUAUGAAUUUGAGUAAGAAUCCUGCUGAUGAUAAAUGUCAUGCUAUUACUCGAGAUAAAAAUGGAGCUGUUUAUGGUGGGAGUGAGUGCAUAUGCACUUGUCAUAUAUCUGAUGACGAAAACUAUAUGAAAAGGAAUGUGCAUUGUAUUCCUUGUGGUAUGAAGUAUAUUCAAGAUAGAAUUUGUCCAGAGUCUGUAAGAAUGUCAUGUUUACAAAAAAAAUCUCUUGUUGAGGAUAAAACAAUUAUAUCAUCUAAGAAACGAAGCUUUGCUAAAGAAAGCCAAAAUGAGACCCUGAAAGUUGAUAAUCAUAACAUGAAGACACCAAAAAAAAGAGUAAAACUUUAUGAUAGUUCAGUAACAAAGGUCAAAAAUAUAAUCACUAACAAUUGCAAAAUGACAUUAAAACAUCAUAAGGGCGCCCCAAGAAGAAAUAAAACAAAAUCGCAUGAAAAUGAUGGUCAGGAAUUAAAUGUUUAUCACAAUAUUAUUCAAGAAAAUUGUGAUUCUACUGAUGCUGUUUCUGAACUAUAUAGUUCUGAUAAUAAUCCAGAUACAACUUGGAGUAGUGUCAAUAAUUCGGAUGGUUUUGUUUGUUCAAGUACUGAAAUCAGUGAUAUCAGUGGUAGAACUUGUGAAAAACAUUGUUUAAUGAAUGCAGAUAUUGAUCUAGAGACUAUACAUAAAAAUAGUGAGAUUGCUAAAAUACCUAUUAAAAGAAAACACAAAACAAAAAAAACUUCUUUAGAAAAUAAAGAUAAUCAAAAUAACUCUAAAGAAAUUAACAUGGGUGCUAGUAUAAAUUGUGAUAUUAAAUUAGUUCAAAAAGACUCAAAUAAGUGGUCAAGAAAUGAGGAUAAAAUAAUAUUAGAAGCUUUACAGCAGCAGAUUGAUUGCGAACAAAUUCAUAAAUCAUUACCGUGUAGAACAUUAAAAGACAUUAAAAAACGAUCUCGAACUUUGCUGAACAUUUUGAAAAACUUAUCACAAUAGAGACCAAGAAAAUUCUGAUUGUCCAGAAAUUAUGUUCAUGCUUUUUUUUAAAAAAAAAAA